AUGAUACAUCCCACAACUCUCUCUCUUUUCAAUUUUUCUCUUUUCUCUCUCUCUCUCUCUCUCUCUCUCUUUUCUGUUUCUCUUCCUCUUUCUUUUCCUCUUUUCUCUCUUUUUUCCUCUCUCUUUCUCUCUUUUUUCCUCUCUCUUUUCCUCUCUUUCUCUCUUUUUUCCUCUCUCUUUUUUCUCUCUUUUUCUCUCUUUUUCUUUUCUCUCUUUCUUUUUUCUCUCUUUCUUUUCUCUCUCUUCCUUUUUCUCUCUCUUCUUUUUCUCUCUCUUCCUUUUCUCUCUCUUCCUUUUUCUCUCUUUUCUUUUUCUCUCUCUUCCUUUUCUCUCUCUUUUCUUUUCUCUCUCUUCCUUUUUCUCUCUUCUUUUUUUUCUCUCUUCCUUUUUCUCUCUCUUCCUUUUCUCUCUUUCCUUUUUCUCUCUUUCCUUUUCUCUCUCUUUUUCCUUUUUCUCUCUUUUUUUUCUCUCUCUUCCUUUUCUCUCUCUUCCUUUUCUCUCUUUUUCUCUUUUUUUCUCUCUUUUCUUUCUCUCUCCUUUUCUCUCUUUCUUUUUUUCUCUCUUCCUUUUUCUUUUUCCUUUUUUUCUCUUUCUUCCUUUCUUUUUUCUCUUUCUUCCUUUUUCUCUCUUUCUUUUUCUCUUUUUUCUCUUUCUUUUUUUCUCUUUUCUUUUUUUUUUUUUUUUUUUUCUUUUCUUUUUUUCUCUUUUCUUUUUUUUCUCUUUUCUUUCUCUUCUCUUUUUUUUCUCUUCUCUUUUUUUUCUCUUCUCUUUUUUCUUCUUUUUUCUCUUUUUCUUUCUCUUUUCUCUCACUUUCUCUUUUCUUUCUUUUUCCUAUUCUUUUUUUUCUCUCUCUGUCUCUUCCUCUCUCUCUCUCUCUCUAAUUUUUAUCUACCUAGGAAAGAAAUUUUUGUCGGAAUCGGUCAAAAUACUAAUGAAGCUGGUGCCAUUGCAGUGGCCAACCUCUUUGAAGAUUACUCAGUCAUUUCACUCUCGCUGCCAGGGAGCCUGCAUCUGAAGAACUUAAUUUCUAUGGCUGGCAAAGGCGUCAUUGUCAUAGGUAAUAGCUCAGAAUCCAAGCACCUCUUCCAGCAAAUAAAGGAAAAAACCAGUUGCCAAUAUUACAAGAUAGAAUUUGACAGUGAUGUACCUGCUAAUAUGCUCUAUGUGAAUGGGCGUUUAAUCCAUCGUACUAGAGAUGAAAUUGGAGCUGCUAACUGCAGUAUUCUCGAUGAGAAGAUCAUGUAUACCCGACAUGAAGUAGACCUCCAUGAGAAUGACAAGUUGAACCGGACCCUUAGUAGCAUGUGCCUGCUAGUUGGCAGAAAUAAAUUCCAGAGACAGCUUAUAUCAGAUAUCACUGAAGACGACAUCAACAAUUACUCAACGUUAACAAGGAAACCCAAGUCCGACUAUUAUUACAAAUAG
Molecule: messenger RNA, 1425 nt
Organism: Acanthosepion pharaonis
Lineage: Eukaryota; Metazoa; Mollusca; Cephalopoda; Sepiida; Sepiidae
Source: the annotation of a GenBank genome assembly